AAAAAUAUAUGAAAAAAACGACUAAAAUAAUCACAAACUAGGCAAAACAUUACCAAAAACUGACGUUGCUACUUGGAAGAAUCUGACAUGUUUAUGUCGUUGCCAUGGAUACAGGUGGCGCGAGAGCCUUGGAAUAAAUAUGCAGUAUUCUGUUAGUUAGACAGCACGUAACUGACAGUCUACAGAAUAAUCUCAAUCUAGUCUGUAUCUAUAAUCUAAAAAUCUGUACUAAUAUACUACAAAUAUAUCUUAUAGUAUAUUGUAGCUAUAUAUAUAACAUAUUCUAGGUAUUAUGUAGCUGGAUAUACUAUACGAUACAAGCCUGCAUAUAAAUGUAUUGGGUUAUUUUUAAAGAAUGGCUUGUUUUUGGUGAAACUAAUUAUUAAGUAAUUAAUUAAAUAUGGUUUGGUGAACUGAUGCCUUGCCUGUCUGCAUCCACUGGGCGUUGUCAAUAAUAAAUCAAUUUUUUUUGCACUUGCGUUCAAGUAACCCAAGUCCACGGAUCGCUGCGGUUGAUUAUAUUUGGGGAUUUGAUGCUAAAAUCUGCAUUAUAUUUUCAUCUGGAUGAUAAGAGACCAGUUUUUAAAGCGCCGGGGAAAUAACUAAGAGGGGCAGAUGAAGAGCGACACCGGAAGGGGAACAAAGUGGUGAGGCUGUUGCUAGGAUACGGAGCAAUGGAAACACGAGCAGCGAAACUACAUGAGCAAACCAGCACUUCUAAAACUUGAUUUCUUUUUCACCACGAAAUUAUAGUUGUAUUUUUCCGAAUUAACUGUCAACACCUGGCGUUAGUGCAGAAGUGUGCGGCUUGACUCAAGAAACAAAAUGAACUUGGAGGCGAAAAUAAAGUUACCACAUGACCUGAAACCUAAAAUCUUGCUAUGGGCAGAUGUAAGCUACAAUGACAUGGAGGAGAUUGACAGCAUGUGGACCAUUCCUGACUUGGAGAGGGCUCUGUGCGGCGUGUUUUGUGUGGACGUCCCUGAGCCAAAGAGAGGAGUCCUGCUGGAGCUGUAUGUCCACACUGUGCUGUUCUGCAGAGAGAGCAGCCUCAACCGAGAACAAACAUCUGCCCUCCUGUCCAUCAUCAAGUGCAUCCACCAGGCUAACACCGAAACCACCUUCAACAACAUGGAGCAGUGUUUUGAAUACUGCGGUGAGCUUCUACUCUGUCACUCAGUCAGGCGACCUCCCUUUAGCGUCAGUCUCUUCAGCUCUGAGGAGGUGACUCAUAUCUUAAAGUACAUCUACAACACCUACAUCAGACACCACAAGCUCUACAAAUAUAUUUUCACUCCUCAGGUACAACUUGAUCUGUCUUUGGUUUACUCUGGGAUGCCGGAGGAAGAUGACACUACCAUGGAGGACUCUGCUGCUCCAGAGACAGAGUCAGAAGCAGCACAAGAGAAAGAGCGUCUUCCCGAAACACAGGAAACAGUCACCACAGAGCCUGAGGGAGCCACACUGGGUUCCAGGUCAGAGCUGAGGGCAAUGAUAGAGCAGGAGUUCAGAGAGGAGAUGAUGCUCGUGUUUGGCCAGCUAGAGCAGCAACUCAAAGAUCACACAGAUCAGCUCAGCAGCACACUGGCUCCUCUACAGCCCAAUCUCCACGGCAAAAAAUAAUGCAUACUUUUAUUAACCUUCUUACACAUAUAAAGCAUCAGUAAGUCACUCUGUCGAUGCAUAAACACAUACAAAAGAAAACAGAAAACUCAAACUCAGAUAUUAGUUUUAUUAGGAUUAAUAAAACUAUUUUCUCCAUGUAGUUAUUUGUACAACUUUUGUACAUUGCUCAUGCAUAGAGGCAGGUUGUUUUAGGAGACAUAGCAUUCAGUAAACUGUAGUUUGAGCUGAGUAAGGAAUGCUAUUGGUUAGUUGCAACAGGAAAUACAGUCAAACAGUCUUCACAGUUUCUCUUAGUGGGUUCACUAUGGAGGAAUGUCUGCAUGCAUGGUAGUAGCAUGAUUUUCUGACAAAGGCAUUCCAACACUGUACUUGAAGGUUUCAGAAAUAUUGUUACAUUCUUGAUUGAGUCCAUUGAUAUUCAUCAGCAACACUUUAUGUUAAAUGCGGCCUAUGUUCCUGAAAACUGGGCCUAGCACCUAUAAUUAUCUGUUAAAUAAUUAAUUACAGUGCAUUAACAUUUUCAGCCACACCAUGCUUAGAAAUCCACACUCUCCUCAGUUACAACGGAUGGUCAAGAGCUUAAAAAAAAAAAAAAAAAACUUGAUCACACAUAAGACAGCUUUAUGUGUUGUAUAAACAGAUUGUGCAAUGUGUUCUGUACUGCAUUAAAGUGGCAUUGCAAAUA
This is a messenger RNA of Myripristis murdjan (pinecone soldierfish), 2311 nucleotides long. It is a transcript of the gene cfap119, whose product is annotated as cilia and flagella associated protein 119. Lineage: Eukaryota; Metazoa; Chordata; Actinopteri; Holocentriformes; Holocentridae. The coding region runs from base 826 to 1623 and encodes 265 amino acids. The transcript has 9 exons. The record is from RefSeq and is a predicted model, not a curated record.